AUGGGUGAAACCAGUUAUGCUUACUUGAUAGCCGGUGGUUCUGCCGUUGCAGUCACAUUGCUCUUAUCUCGGAAGUACAUCGAGGCAAUGAUAAGGGGAGACUACGGGAGAAAAAGCACCCCUACCCUUGAGAAGAAACCAAAGUAUCAUUCUUCCAGAGACGAUCCGAUUCCACAGCCCACACCGCUGUACAUUACUCCGGAACAAGUCUCCACUUAUGAUGAUAGACCAUGGAGACCUUUUAGAUGGCCUUAUCAUCAGACCAUGUCUAUUUUCAAACUGGACGUAAACCACUGGCUGGAUAUGGACAAAUAUUACGUGGAUUACAUCAAGGAGAAGGAGAGAGUAUAUCACAGGUAUGGUGAUGAGAAUAUCGGGUGGCUUCCUGGGUCAGAAUUGGCCUGCCGUGAAUUGAUGGAUAUGGUGAGAGACCACAUGCUCAAGCGCUACCCACUUCUAUUCACCAGUGAGGAUGAGGGCCAACACGUAAAAAAUGAGUUAACCGGAGAGCUGUUGGAUAUGACCGAGCCUUUGAAGGAGCACCCAUUGAUUUACGUUUCCAAAAUGGCCAAAGAGGAUUUUUAUAUCGUGCUGAAGAAUAAGGACGAUGGUAAGCAUUAUCUCAUGGCUGCUGCCGUUCCAUUUCCCGGUGGUUCUUUUGGAAUCAAGAAUAAGUUGGGAAAACAUCUUGAUAUCAUCCAUUCAGAGGUUCCUUAUUACGAAUCUAAGCUCAAGCCUUCUAUGGAGAAAUGGUUUGCAAAGAUGGCACCUGCAGAUUUAGUGGAAAGAGCUUCCUGGUACAUCUCCUGGGAUCACAAAUUGCUGUGCAAUAACGUGUAUGCCCUCCAGGAUGGUGCCAAAGUAGAUUCUGAUAUUGAGCCUACAGAGUUCAACGUCAGAGUUGAGAGACAAACCCUGAGAAGACUGCCGAAGUCAGAUGCCAUUAUCUUCACAAACCACCCGGUCUUCUAUAACAUUGACGAAAUGAAGGACGAACCUUUGAUCCCCUCGCUGAUCAGAAAAAUUAUUUUCGAGGCUCCAGAAGGAAUCUGCAAAUACAAGAAUUUUGCGAGUUUCAGGGACCACCUGGUACCAUAUCUGGAUGAGUUGGUUCAGAGGCAAUUAGACUUGGGUCUAAUCACAGAGGAUACUCCUCUCAAAACGUUGCCAACAUAUCCAUUCUCAAAUUUUUUCAAGGAUUCCAAUGAAGAGAAGGGUUGGAACAACCCUGUACAUCCUAACAACAAUUACAGGGAGAAGCUUGAGAAAGAAAUCAAAGAAACUGAAAAAAAGGAGGAUGCUAGCAAGCUGGUGUAG
Molecule: messenger RNA, 1317 nt
Organism: Kuraishia capsulata CBS 1993
Lineage: Eukaryota; Fungi; Ascomycota; Pichiomycetes; Pichiales; Pichiaceae
Exons: 1
Coding region: 1-1317 (438 amino acids)
Source: RefSeq, a predicted model, not a curated record